This is a messenger RNA of Euleptes europaea (tarantolino), 894 nucleotides long. RefSeq lists its product as uncharacterized. Bases 1 to 894 code for a protein of 297 amino acids. The record is from RefSeq and is a predicted model, not a curated record. Gene Ontology annotation, molecular function: nucleic acid binding. The transcript has a single exon. Gene Ontology annotation, biological process: DNA integration. Lineage: Eukaryota; Metazoa; Chordata; Lepidosauria; Squamata; Sphaerodactylidae.
AUGAAGGUCCUGGCAAGAAGCUACGUGUGGUGGCUGGGCAUCGACGCUGCUGUUGAGGAGUGGGUGAGCCGUUGCCAACCCUGCCAGGAGUCACGCCCGGAAAAGCCGCGGGCCCCAACCCAGCGCUGGGAGUCUACCCACACACCCUGGUCCCGCAUCCACAUAGACUUUGCGGGUCCCUUCCAGGGUAAGACUUUUUUGAUUAUCGUGGACUCUUACUCUAAAUGGCUGGAGGUGAUCGAUGUCGGCUCUAUGACCUCACGCACGGUCAUCAUUGAGCUGCACAAAGUUUUUGCAACCCACGACUUGCCGGACACUGUGGUCUCCGACAACGGGGCCCAAUUUACGUCCUCUGAGUUCAAGGACUUCCUGGCCAAGAACUUGAUACGCCACACAACGUCGGCCCUGUUCCACCCCACCACCAACGGACAAGCGGAACGGAUGGUCUGGACUACCAAGGAUGCAUUGCGGCGCAUCGACCGGCAUGACUGGGACAGGGGGUUGGUGGAUUUCCUCCUGGCUCAGCACACCACGCCCAACUCCGCGACCGGGAAGAGCCCCAUGGAACUCCUCAUGGGUCGCCGGCCGAAAACCAUGCUCGACCGGCUGCACCCCGACCUGGCACCGGAGUACCCGGGCCGCAAAGACUCGCCCGCCUCCCCACGGGUCGUGGAGCAUGAUGACCCUGUGUUCGCCCGAAACUACGGAGAGGGCCCCGCCUGGAUCUCAGCCACGGUCCAGGACACCACCGGCCCGGUAUCCUUUUGGGUUGCUACCCCGGAGGGGUGCAUCCUGUGGCGCCACAUCGAUCAGCUACGACGACGCCCCGCCGACUUGCCGGAAGCGGCCACGGUGCCAGCGCCGCUGCCGAUUCCUGCCACCCGUGAGUCGUAA